UUCCACUCCUGCCCUCUCACACAAAUACAUACUCAUUCUCUCUCUGUGGUAUUAUUCAGAGUCAGCCACUGUCGAGCUGUGAUUUGUUGUUUGUCCAGCCAGCUACAUGGGGCAGUAGUAGCACUCAGUGACUGAUCUCCUCUCCAUGGCCUGUCAUCCCUCCGUCUCUGGCUCCUACACUGUGGUUAUCAUCCCGCUCAAGACCAGCCUCUACAGCCUGGACGCACUUCGCUUCUACCUAUGGAUUAAGCGCUUGAAGGAUCUAGAGAAGGAGAAGGAUGCUCUAUGGUCUGGGCUGGAGAUCCUGGAGAGGGCUCGCCUCUGGUACCUCCAGCGACUGAAGGACAACAGAGUCCGGCAGGACAACAUAGAGACCAAAAGUGGGUUUGGCUCCUUCCACGAAGGUGCAGCUGAGGCCCGGUCCUGCCUCCUCAGGUCUCGCAUCCAACGGGUAAAUGGUACUCUGGGUUCUGUGAUGAGUGAGCCCAAUGUCAUGAGCAACAGCAACCCCUCUCUGCCUGAAGCAGUGGCAGACAGUGACCUCCGGUGGCACCACUCAGUACUGACUCAGGAGGUGAGCAACAAAAAUCGUCAGAUCUCCAUGUUAAAGUUGGAAAAAGACGCUCUCCUUGAAGAGCUGGAUGAACUGCAAGUCUACUGACUGCACAUAAAUACACAAGUGCUGCACCUCAUACUCACAUUUUGCUGAACAGCUGAUCACUUUCUAACUGCUUGUAAAUAUGUAUUUAAAUUAAAUGACAGUUAAUGAUGCAUUACUUGCUCCUGUGUUUUUCCUGCACUGUGCUUACAAUUUUUGAGUUAUUUGUACUUGAGAAUUUCCCUUUUAAUGCUACUUUAUACUUCUACUCUACAAUGUUUCAUGGGGAAAUAUUUUACUUUUUACUUUUUUCACAGCUAAAGUUACUACUCACAUUUCAAAUUAAAAGUUUACGUGCAAAAAUAUGAUUGGUUUGUUAAAUAUGAUGUAUUUUCUAGACUAAACAACCAAAGCAGUUAGAAUUAGCUCCAACUUUACCAGCUACAAAAUUAAUGUAGUUGUUAAUGUUAAUGCAUCAACAAUCUUGAUCCAGUAAUACACUACAUAACACUAAUGGGGACCUUUCAGUGUGUCAUACAUUUCCUUAAGCAAAAAUUUUAAUACAGGACUUUUACUUGGAGCAUUUUUAUUGUGUGAAAUUGCUUCUGUAUAUCACACUGAACAAAACAGCAGGUCCCUUAUCUGGUGUAGUUAAUAAUGUAACACUUUCAUCAACACUAUUGUAUGUUGUCUACUGGCAAUGAUGAUUUGAAAGAUUGGCAUUAUUUAUUGUAAAAAAAAAAAUGUUUGAAUUGUAAAUGGUGUGUAUGGUGAUAAACAUUUUAGCACUGAAGCAGUAAAUCUGACAUGUGCUUGUAGGAAAAUUAAAUAUCCAAAGCAGCA
Toxotes jaculatrix (banded archerfish) is the source of this 1441-nucleotide messenger RNA. It is a transcript of the gene sapcd1, whose product is annotated as suppressor APC domain containing 1. The record is from RefSeq and is a predicted model, not a curated record. Lineage: Eukaryota; Metazoa; Chordata; Actinopteri; Toxotidae. The coding region runs from base 146 to 661 and encodes 171 amino acids. The transcript is spliced from 4 exons.